Crotalus tigris (Tiger rattlesnake) is the source of this 5055-nucleotide messenger RNA. RefSeq names its product ATP binding cassette subfamily D member 3 (gene ABCD3). The record is from RefSeq and is a predicted model, not a curated record. NCBI's taxonomy places the organism in Eukaryota, Metazoa, Chordata, Lepidosauria, Squamata, Viperidae. Gene Ontology annotation, molecular function: ATP hydrolysis activity; ABC-type transporter activity; ATP binding. The coding region runs from base 135 to 2123 and encodes 662 amino acids. Gene Ontology annotation, cellular component: peroxisome; peroxisomal membrane. The transcript has 23 exons. Gene Ontology annotation, biological process: peroxisome organization; fatty acid beta-oxidation; very long-chain fatty acid catabolic process.
AGACUCCUCUGUUGCCGGCAGACGCCACCUUUUUUUCCCGACGUUCCUCUUUGCGGCGAGCCCUCUCCUCCGGUCGGCAGCCGCCGCUUCGCCGCUCGGGUUGCGCUCGCCGUCUUCGUUCUUGCUGCGCCGCCAUGGCCUCCUACAGCAAGUUCCUCACCGCGCGCUACUCCACCGUGGCCGGCACCGCCGCUGCCGCCUGCGCCCUGAUUUGCCUGAUCAACAAGCGGCGGAAAGCUGCCGCGGCUGCCUUGCACGGAAAGAAAAAUGGAAAAAAUUUAUCCAGCAAUGAGAAAGAAGUCAAAAAAGAACGAGCUGUAGUAGAUAGAGUAUUUCUUGCAAGAAUUUGUCAAAUUCUGAAAAUUAUGGUCCCCAGGACAUUUUGUAAAGAGACAGGUUAUUUGAUACUUAUUGCCAUUAUGUUGGUACUUCGUACAUAUUGUGACAUCUGGAUGAUUCAUAAUGGAACAGUUAUUGAAAGUGCAAUCGUAAGCAGGGAUCUGUCGCUAUUCAAGAAUUUCUUUCUUAAAUUUGUAGUUUCCAUUCCACUGAUUUCCCUAGUGAAUAACUUCUUGAAAUACGGACUAAAUGAACUUAAAUUGUGUUUCCGUGUCCGACUUACCAAGUAUCUUUAUGAGCAGUACUUACAGAGUUACACAUUCUACAAAAUGGGCAAUUUGGACAACAGAAUAGGCAAUCCUGAUCAGCUACUUACACAAGAUGUUGAAAAAUUUUGUAACAGUGUAGUGGACCUAUAUUCAAACCUCAGCAAGCCAUUUCUGGAUAUUGUUCUAUACAUCUUCAAACUAACAAGUGCAAUAGGAGCACAGGGCCCUGCUUCCAUGAUGGCCUACUUGAUUUUUUCAGGCUUCUUCCUUACACGCUUAAGAAGACCUAUUGGUAAGAUGACUAUUACAGAACAAAAAUAUGAAGGCGAGUAUAGAUACGUCAAUUCACGGCUCAUCACAAACAGUGAAGAAAUUGCAUUUUAUAAUGGGAAUCAAAGGGAAAAACAGACGAUUCACAAAGCUUUUCACAAACUGGUAGAGCACCUGCACAAUUUUAUUUUGUUCCGGUUUACAAUGGGCUUUAUAGACACGAUUGUUGCUAAAUAUCUUGCAACCGUAGUUGGCUAUUUGGUGGUUAGCCGUCCAUUUUUAAACUUGCAUCAUCCUCGUCAUCAGAAUAGCACCCAUGCUGAACUUUUGGAGGAUUACUACCAAAGUGGAAGAAUGCUACUGAGAAUGUCUCAAGCCCUUGGCAGAAUAGUUCUAGCUGGCCGUGAAAUGACUCGAUUGGCUGGCUUCACAGCUCGAAUUACGGAAUUAAUGCAAGUUCUGAAGGACCUAAACAAAGGGAAAUAUCAACGAACCAUGCUAACCCAAGACAAAGAAUUGGACUUAAAAGAAACUACCCCGUUGAUUCCUGGAAUGGGACAGAUUGUCAUAACAGAUAACAUUAUCAAAUUUGAUCACGUUCCAUUGGCAACACCAAAUGGCGAUAUGUUGAUUAAAGAUCUCAACUUUGAGGUGCGAUCCGGUGCAAAUGUUCUUAUUUGUGGGCCAAAUGGAUGUGGAAAGAGUUCUCUCUUCCGUGUCCUUGGUGAAUUGUGGCCUUUGUUCGGUGGCUGUCUAACUAAACCCGAGAGAGGAAAGUUGUUUUACGUUCCUCAGAGACCAUAUAUGACACUAGGGACGUUGAGAGACCAAGUAAUUUAUCCAGACACUAUAGAAGAUCAAAAAAAGAAAGGCAUCUCCGACCAGGUGUUAAAGGAAUAUUUAGAUAAUGUCCAGCUGGGUCAGAUCUUGGACCGUGAAGGAGGCUGGGAUAGUAUUCAAGACUGGAUGGAUGUUCUCAGUGGAGGAGAGAAACAGAGAAUGGCGAUGGCUAGAUUAUUUUACCAUAAACCCCAGUUUGCAAUUCUGGAUGAAUGUACUAGUGCCGUUAGCGUUGAUGUGGAGGGAUAUAUCUACAGCCAUUGUCGGAAAGUUGGCAUCACUCUCUUCACUGUUUCUCACAGAAAAUCACUUUGGAAGCACCAUGAUUUUUAUCUUCACAUGGAUGGAAGAGGAAACUAUGAGUUCAAGAAAAUUACUGAAGAAACAGUUGAGUUUGGUUCGUAACCCCCAGCCCUGCCAACAACAGCCAUGACUGUUAACAAUAUUGGACUUGGAAAACGUACAUUAUGAUGUAACAAAGUGACUUGACUUACUCUUUAAAUUGAUUACUAGGAAUACGAUAAUAAGGUGUCAGUGCAUUUAUUAUGUAGAAUAUUACUAAUUUGUGUUCAUGUUGGUUUAAUUAUUAAUAUGUUCUAAGAAUGUUCUUAUUCUUGUGUUUUUUUAAAAAAAAAUCUGCCUAAAUUAAAUUGGGCUUAAAUCACUGAAAUGUUGAUUCAUCCUGGGAUGUAAACCUGUCUGAAGUCAACUAAUUUGACUUCUGUUUGACCAUACUUCCUCUGGGGAAGGCCCUUAUUAAAAUUAGUUUCACUACCUCUUCUGUACCCACUACAAUAGACAUUAAUUUCUAUGUCAAAUCCUUAUAUAUCAGUUCAUUAUAUGUACUCUUUUCACGAUAAGAUAUUACUGUAACAUUUUACAGGGCAGUUGGCCUUUAUAUUAGUGAUGGCUGUGGAGACAGUUCUUGCAGCAAUAUGCUGCAUAGAUGUGAAAAAGGACCCUUAGAAUUUCUUUGCAAGAGAUAAACUCAAUCCAACAUUCUGUGGCCAUUACUAGUCACUAUCCUUUCCAUUUUUUUUCCUACUCAGCACAAAUAAAAUAACAAUAUUCCAUUUGGCCUUUAUAUUCCAAUUUUAGAAGGACAAAUAAGAGGAAUGAGAAUGGGGAAAAAAUUAAAGAAGAAGGAAAUAAAAUAAUUCCCAAAUCCUUGUUAUGGAAUAAAGAUCAUGGACAUUCUCACUUAUGAGAGGUCUGAUCCCUUUGUAAUAUGUAGAAUGUAAUGUGCAAAUUCUAAAUGAAAUGCCAUACAUAUCUGCCACAAGGAUUUGGAUUUUUCGGACAAGAUAUUUGCUUACUGCACAUUUUUGUACCUGGCAUGUAGGUCUAUGAUAUGUGUAUGCAUGGGGGGGGGGUUGUUUUUGUUUUUACAAAAAUGUAAAGUAUGUAAUGCCAGAGACACAGCAGUUCAGAGUCACCAAGAAACAGUUCAGAAUCUUUUAGAACUAUUUUAUAGUUAUUACUUGAAAAAAUGUUUGGUUUUCUGUCAAUUACUUUUAUAAAAAUAAUACAACUGCUUAAAUAUAAAUAAGCACUUUUGAAACAGGUUAUGUGGUAAUACUUGCAUAUGAUGAUUAUAAAUUAUUGUCCAGAUUUAUUGACAUAGAUGGGACCGGAAGAUGUGAGUUGAUUAGUCUGGCUACGUAACUGAUUAUCAUUCUUACAAGAAUUCUUUAAAAACUGCUACAUGACAUGAUUUUAUCUCAACAAUAUAAUAUCCAUACGCACUUAACAUGACGGCAAGCACUACAUGCAAAAUAAAUGUGGUUGGUGUUUUUUCCCCCCUUUGCUUAAAAUCAGCAUUUGUUCUUAAUAAUUAGUCAAACAUUAAUUAUCCCUCUUUCACAGGAAAUCUAGAAUUUGUCAAACUUCCAAAUAGGUCACCAGAUUUGAUAUUGUUCCAAAAAGUCAGUGUUUCUAAAUGCCAUUGUUUUCAUGUGUGCUGGGUAAAUGGAUGGAGAAUUGGGUUAGGAGAAAUUAUCUUGAGAAAUGCAAAAAUAAUUGUUAAAUAACUAUUUUCAGAUUAAAUGUUAAUUAACCAGUUUUAAUUUAAAUGUUAAAUAACUAACAUUGCCCUUUUAUAAUUGCUUCAAUUUUUUUCUAAAAGCUGAUAUUGGUAAUAUUAGUUGAUAGGAGUUUGCAGACAAUGCAUCAGAACGUAUCAUAAUCUGAAACAAGCAUUCCAAGCAGCGUGAUUAUGAUAUCAAUUUAUAAUAAAUAAAUUGCUUGGAAUGGUUGUUUCAGAUUGGACAGAAAUCUGACUUCAGGAAUAAAUAAAUCUGAUCUGAAUUUGGUUUCCAUGCUUCUGGUGAAAACUUUUUCCAUAUAUGAUCUUUUUUUUUUUCUUUGUGUGGCUACUGAAACCAGCUUUCUCAAGAAAUUCCUAAGAAAAACUGCUAUUGUUAAAAUACAUAUAUAUCUUUUUAUGGGAAAUCUGGGCUAAAAGCGAGAAAUAGCAAAAAAAAAAAAAAAAGGCAUGUGUGUUUUUCUUACUAAAUGGAAAGCAUAUAGCAUUUUUUGUCGAAAAUCCAGGAUUGCCUAAUAGCAGCAUUUUUCAUAGAGUCAGACAUUGCAUUGCUUGUGGAGUAGAGUUAGUUGUUUACUCUUCAGUCUGUCUUCAGCCCCGACAACCCUAAAAUCUUCUCUGAAUCUAGAAGAUUUUGAGGCAGAUAAUCUGUUGGGAAGAACUCCACAUUCUGUGAAGAAAAAGCAUUCCUACUUAUGGAAACUCUCCAUUGAAUUUUACCCACCGGGCACAGUUUUUUUUUAAUGUUAUCUCUCAGAGCUGAUUAACUUCAGUAACUAUUAAUCAGUGAUAGAGCUGGUUGAUUUUCUUCAGUGCUACAUGAGACCCUUUCAUUAAAUUCAAGUUUCAUAACUUUUAUUCAGAGAGCAUCAAGAAUCAACCUGCCCCAUGAGAAAAACUAGUAUGAAGGUAAAAGUAACCGGAGCUGGGCUCAAGGGGAGAAAAAUUGUUAAGAUUAUGCUUUUCAUCUAUAAUGGUUAAAGGUUAUGAAAAAUGUUCCAUGACAGUCUUGUCAUGGUCAUAUGUUUUGAUUAAUACUGUUAACAAUUUAUUAAACUGGAAAUGUUGGUAUGAUGUAAAAGUCAACAAGAAUGAAGCAUCGCCAUUCUUUAUACCAUGUUUAGCCUGGUAGUAUUUUGUACUGUAGUUGAUCACAAGAGACUCUCAUUUCAGUGGGAAAUAAUUGCAGUAAUUUGUUAUUUUAUAGCUUGUAAAGUCAAUUAGAAGGAAAGGCAUAUGUACGAUUUUUCUAUAUAAGUGCCUCUGGAUAAUAAAAUUGACACAUAUUGACUA